Molecule: messenger RNA, 1665 nt
Organism: Anthonomus grandis grandis
Lineage: Eukaryota; Metazoa; Arthropoda; Insecta; Coleoptera; Curculionidae
Product: myrosinase 1-like
Exons: 8
Coding region: 126-1619 (497 amino acids)
Biological process (GO): carbohydrate metabolic process
Molecular function (GO): beta-glucosidase activity
Source: RefSeq, a predicted model, not a curated record
AAUAUAAUUGAACCUGUUAAAAAAGAUAAAUAACACUAAUACCGAUAAAACCUAAUUACUGAUAAGAGGCUCAAUUAUAAAAUUCAGAGACAGAUACUGCUAUAUUUUCUAAUUUAAAAAAAAUCAUGAACCUGCUCGGAUUUGUGUUUUCGCUGUUUAUCAUUGGAGUUUCCUCAAAAUGUCAACGUUGUUUUGGAGAGGAUUUUAUGUGGGGAGCAGCAACUUCAGCACAUCAAAUUGAAGGAGCAUGGAAUACCAGUGGCAAAGGUGAAAACGUGUGGGACUGGUUUACCCAUAACUAUCCAGAAAAAGUACGAAAUGGUAGCAAUGCCGAUAUUGCUACUGACUCGUAUAAUAAAUACCAAGAGGAUGUAGAUCUAUUAGGUAACCUCGGAGCAAAUUUUUAUCGGUUUUCUUUGUCAUGGAGUAGAAUAUUACCUAAUGGAACUACUAACAACAUCAAUCAGGAGGGAGUAGAUUAUUACUUAAACGUCUUAAAAGCCCUACAAGAAAAAAAUAUCACCCCAAUAGUCACACUCUACCACUGGGACCUUCCAAUAUCCCUACACGAAAUGGGAGGUUGGAACAAUCCAUUAGUAGCUGAUUAUUUUAAUGAUUAUGCCACUUUAUGCUAUAGUCUCUUUGGAGACUAUGUUAAAUACUGGUUAACCUUAAAUGAGCCCAUUUCACAAUGUUAUUAUGGUUAUGGGUCUGGUGGUCACGCUCCUGGAUACACUGAGUCUGGUACUAUGACCUAUAUGUGUGCAUAUACUCAGUUAUUGGCUCAUGCAAAAGCAUAUAGGAGCUAUAAUGAGACUUUUAGGGCUAAACAAAAUGGUAAAGUUGGAAUAGUACUUGUAACACUAUGGUACGAGCCUGCAACUGAAAGUGAUGCCGAUAAGCAAGCAGCCGAAUGGGCUAUUCAAUGGGCUCUUGGUCUCUUUGGACAUCCCAUUUUUAUUGGUAAUUGGCCUCAAAUGGUUAUAGAUAGAAUCGGAAACCUGAGCGUAGCUCAAGGAUUUAACACAUCCAGACUGCCAGCGUUUACUGAGACUGAAAUAGAGUUGAUUAAAGGAACUUAUGACUAUCUGGGACUUAAUUACUACACCACACUAUUAGCUUCACCAUUACUGGACUUUACAGACUACGAAAAUGUUACUGUUGGAUAUGGUUAUGAUCGAAAUGUGCUUUCCAGUUAUGACCCAAGCUGGACCCAAUCGCCGGUGUCCUGGGUAACACUCUUUGAUGUUCCAGCAGGAUUUAGGGCCAUGCUUAAUUGGGUGGCCAAUAAUUUUGGGAAUCCUCCGGUUAUAAUAACUGAAAAUGGCUGGUCUACGUAUAUUGAUCUUUUAAAUGAUACUGAUAGGAUUCAAUAUAUUAAGGGUCACUUAUGCAGUAUUUAUAAAGCCAAAUAUGUGGAUAAAGUAAACCUUUUCGGCUACGCACAUUGGAGUUUAAUGGAUAACUUUGAGUGGUCUUCAGGUUAUUCGGAAGGUUUCGGAUUGGUAUCAGUAGACUUCACAAGUCCUAAUAGAACCAGAACUCCAAAAGCAUCUUACUAUUACUAUCAAAAGAUCAUUAAGUCAAACUGUCUGGAACAUUGUUCUCUAAACAAUUAAUUUGUAAAUUAUUAAUAAUAAACGAUCUAGUUUGGUAUCAUAUAAA